UCUGCGAUUCCUGGCCCUGCACAGGACAAGCCCAAGAAUCUCACGCUGUGCCUGACAGCAUUGUCCAAAUGCUCCGGGAGCUCUGUCAGCCUUGGGGCCAUGAUCACUUCCCUGGGGAGCUUGUUCAGUGCCUGACCACCCUCUGGGCAGAGAACCUUUUCCUAAUAUCCAAUCGAAACUUCCCCUGCCACAGCUCUAGCCAUUCCCUCGGGUCCUGUUACUACCACGGAGAGCAGAGGUUGGAGCUGCCCUCGGCUGCCCCCCCUGAAGAAGCUGCAGCCCAUAAUGAGGUCUCUCCUCAGUCUCCUCUUUCCCAGAAUGAACACACCAAGGGACUUCAGCAGCUUUUCACAUGACUUCCCCUCUAGACUCUUUGCAGCCUCCUUUGGACACUCUCUAACAGCUUUAUUCUUCUUUAUUGUGGUGCCCAGAUCCGUGGGGACCUGUGGGACAAGCAGGGCUCCAGUCUCACUGUGUCCUCAGGGAUCCCCAUCCACAGGAACCACGACAUGGUUCCCGAAAACCUCUGAAACCAUGGAUUCUGAAAACAGAGGCGGAGUCUGUGGGGUACACAGGGAGCCCCAACACCGGGGCCAGUCCCACACCUGCACCCGUCCAGCACAGCCAGGGCACAGCCGUGACUCAGGGACUUUCUGAAGCCGAGGACGUGCCACUGCCGUGUUUGUUCAACCAUCCUCCACGGAUUCUUUACCCAUGAUUCCAGCCCAUUAGGCUUUCAGCCACCUGAAUUAUCGGCACCCACAUCCUGUGGCCAGCAGUGCCAGGUCUGGAGCAAACACGUCCUUUGGCACAGCCAGGAUGGUUUGCUGUGGCCAACACCCCGAGUACUCCCCCCGGCACCUCUUCUUGGCCACUUGAUUCCUCUUUGUCCCACCGAGGGGCCACUUUACCCCCUUCCCGCUGCAUUCCCCGCUCCGCACCCCGUGCCCUGCGCAGAAACCUGCGGGCGCUCCUCCCGGGGCUCCCCAUCCCUGCGGGAAUGCUCGGCGGGCUCUGGGAAGCGCUGGGGUGUCCCUGUCCCCGGAUUGUCGGGCUGCGGGGAGAGAGGAACCGGGGGAGGAUAGCCGGGCACGCAGUCGGGAAUUUGAGACGGGAACUAAGACCGGGAAGGAAAGCCGGCGGUGCAACCCAUCCCGCCCCACGGCAGACGCACCCUCACCCUUCCCAUCACAGAGAACCGGUCCGUCGAGGAGCGGACGGGUCGUCCCGGUGCCGGGACUGGGCGGACACCGCUCCGGUCCGCCCCCCGGGCGGUGCCCGGUGCCGACCCGCCCCGUCGGCGAGCGGCGGGCGCGGGGAGCCGGGCGGCGGCAGAGCUGCGGGACGCGCCAUGCUGCCCGCUGCCCUCCGCCGAUGGCUCCGCCGACCCAAGCGCUCCGACCCACGCCUGCUCUCCCAGUUCUUCUUUGCCGACGAGAGGGUGACACGGGUGGUGGCCGAGAUCAACGGGCUGGAUGCCGAGCUGGACCCGCAGCAGUACCUGGUGCUCCUCAACCAGCUCCACGUCAGCCAGGCUCACCUGCUGGCCGUCCUGGAGCGGAUCAUGGAGGAGUGCAUCCCCACGCAGCGGCACAGCCGUGACUACCUGGUCAAGUUCCCCGAGGAGCUCUUGGUGGACAACUUGGGGAACCACAUGCUGUUUGCUGCCGAGUGUCUCCUGGCUGGGACUUUCCUGGAGAUGGAAGAGUCAGAUGGGGCACAGCUGCGGCCCCAGGCCAGGAAUCUGCUGUGCAGCCUGGAGCUGGUCCGGACUGUGCUGCGGGAGCAAAGCCUGAGCCAGCCCAGCUCCUACCCAGAGCCUGUCCGGGCUGUGCUCAUCCAAUUCGACCGGCUCUUUGCAGAGUUUGAGCUGAGCUACGUGUCCUCGCUGGUGGCAGUGAAGUCUCCUGACGAGAUCUACAGGCAGCAGGAGAUCAUCGUGCUCUUCUGUGAGACAGUGGAGAGAGCCCUGCACCUGGGCUACCUGACCCAGGAGAUGAUUGAUGGCUAUGAACCACUGCUGAUGUUCACCAUCCCUCGCCUGGCCAUUAUCAGCGGUCUCCUCAUCUACCCCGAGGGACCCCUCAGCCUGGAGCGGAGCCCUGAGGAGAUGUCCCGGGUCUUCAGCCCCUUCUACAACCUCCUGAGGAAGAUCAGGGACCUGUUGUGGGUGCUGUCAGCAGAGGAGCUCUGCCUGCUGGAGAGGAGCCUGUGCACAGCCGAACAGGAGGAGCCCUGCAGUCCAGAUGCUCCCCCAGCCUGGGGGGCAGCUGUGCCCAGUGUGGACCCUCCUGCUCCCUGCAGUCUUCUGGAGGUUCCCAAUACCACCCAGCCGCUCCCCACCUGCACGACACGACUGGCACCCCCCAGUGCCGUGGACGACCUGGGCACCGACUGGCAGCAGGGGUGUGCAGUGGGCAGGGAACAGGGCCAAGACGGCAAAUCCCUGUCCACUGGGCCAGGGCUAUCUCAUACCAUCCCUGGUGUCAUGGUCACCUCCCCCCUGCGCAGACCCCAGCCCCUUGGGAGUGGCCCAGGGAUGGGGGUCAAUGCCACGCCAGGUGCCCGCUGCUCCGAGCUGCGCUCCCGCUACAGCAGCACCAAGGACAUGCUGCACACCCUCUUCGUCUGCAUCUCGGGGGUGGCUGAUCAGCUCCAGACCAACUUUGCCGGUGACAUGCGAAGCAUCUUGAAAACGGUCUUCAAGAUCGUGUGCUCGCAGGCGGAGCCCUCGGAGGAGCAGAGUUACAGCGAAGAGAAAGAUGGUGACUCCUGCGUGACAGAUGCCCCUCGUGUGGCUGACUGCCCACUGUGCUCCAGCCCUGCAGAGGCUGCCAGGCUCCGGCGGGCAGGUGCCCGUCACCUGCCCGAGUGGGUGCCGGACAGCACGUGCAGCCAGUGCUCUGCCUGCCGCUCGCCCUUCACCCUGCUGCGCCGCCGGCACCACUGCCGCAGCUGUGGCAAGAUCUUCUGUGCCCGCUGCUCACCGAACACCGCAGUGCUGCCCUACUAUGGCCAGAGCAAACCCGUGCGUGUCUGCACCCACUGCUACACCACGCACCUCCCGCCCGCAUCCCGCUGUGCCCGGAGCCAGUGAGAGAGAGCCCCUCUGCCAGAUCUGCAUCGCAGGAGGCCGCACAGCUGCGUGCCCAGGGCCGCUCCGGGGCUGCCGGGCAGCACCUGGGCGCCGUGACUCUCCCCAGAGCUUGGUGGGCAUGGCGGCAGGACCCCCCCACCUGGUGUUCGGCUUCCCCCCGAUGCACAGGGGCAGGACCCCACACACGGUGGCAGCCCAUGCGGGGUGAUGGUGGCGCAGGACCGCCUCUCCUGGUGCACCGUGGCCUGCUCGGCUUUGGGUGAGCUGCCUGCUGCCGCCGUGCACCUGCCCCCCGGCUGGAAAUGUGCUUCGUGGUGGUUUUUUUUCAGGUGAACUUUGGCUGCUGUUGGGCCAGGGGCAGAGUCUCCCCCCGGGGCCUGGCCUGGGAAGGUGCAAACAGCCCUCACAUGACAGCGGGUGCCCCGGGGCCGCCCGUGCCGUGCCGUGCCGUGCCGUGCUGUGCCGUGCCCGGCAGCUGGGGCCCGGCACUCCCCUUCCCUCCCUAUCGCCUGCACCCGCUGGAUUUUAAUAAAGAGAUAAACCCGUCUGUCUGGGCCGUGCGGGGCUGGGCCGCGGCGAUCCCCGGCGCGCCGGUGGGCGCGGCCGGCGCGGGGACACGCGUGGACCGGGGGCAGGGGGCCGGGGCAGCAGGGCGUGCGCGCUCCCGCGCGGGCGGACACGAGCGCGCCGCGCCCCGCGCGUCACCGGGCGCGCACGUGGGCGGGCGCGCCUCUCCCGGGGGCGUGGCCGGAGGGAGGCGUGGCCCUGCGUAACAAUCGCCUAA
Molecule: messenger RNA, 3881 nt
Organism: Motacilla alba alba
Lineage: Eukaryota; Metazoa; Chordata; Aves; Passeriformes; Motacillidae
Product: lateral signaling target protein 2 homolog
Exons: 12
Coding region: 1001-3097 (698 amino acids)
Biological process (GO): negative regulation of epidermal growth factor-activated receptor activity
Cellular component (GO): early endosome membrane
Molecular function (GO): metal ion binding
Source: RefSeq, a predicted model, not a curated record